AUGUUCAGCAAAAUUGUAGCUUUCGGCGCCCUUAUCGCAGCAGCUAACGCUGGUCUGCUCCAUGGACACGCAUCAGCUAUUUCUUCUCAAAGUAUUAUUCGCCACGAUGAAGGGCACUAUGCCGCCCCCAUCGCCUACUCUGCUCACUUAGCUCAUGCUGCCCCCCUGGCUUACGCUCCUGUAGCAUACGCUGCUCCUGCUGCCCACUACGAACAUGAAGAAUAUGCUCACCCCAAAUAUGACUUCGCCUACUCAGUAGCCGACCCCCACACCGGCGACCACAAGUCCCAGCACGAGAGCCGCGACGGUGACGCCGUACAUGGCUACUACUCCCUGGUGCAGCCCGAUGGCUCCGUGCGCAAAGUUGAAUACUCCGCUGAUGACCAUACUGGUUUCAACGCGGUUGUACACAACACAGCCCCAAUCCAUGUUGCCGCCGCCCCUGCUUAUCAUUAC
Messenger RNA from Brenthis ino (lesser marbled fritillary), 456 nucleotides. The record is from the annotation of a GenBank genome assembly. NCBI's taxonomy places the organism in Eukaryota, Metazoa, Arthropoda, Insecta, Lepidoptera, Nymphalidae.